CAUAAUUAUUCUUUCAUUUUAGCUCACAACUACUCUCUCUCUCUCAUCAACUUUCCUCUUCUGCUCUAUUCUCUUCUUCUACUUCAAUUUUCCCUCUCUGAAUUCACUUCACUCCAAUUCAAUUCAACCCAAAUUCUCGCGCAUUUUCAUCAAUCUCUUCUUCAUCUCGAUCCCUCCACUAUCCAUCCUUCAUUUUCCCGCUAAAGUUAAACGGUUACACAUCCCGCGUUGAGCUUCCCCAAUUCGGCGAGCUAGGGUUUCCGCCGGAUAUCGAUUCUCGCCGGGAUUCUGUCGAAGUGACAUAAUCGCCGGCAACAAUGGCUACCGACUUGCAGAUGAACCCUCAGGUGGAGCAGAUCCACGGCCAAAUUCGCGAUCACUUUCGAGCUCUCGCUUGGUAAACUUGUAAGAGGCGAGUCUAUGAGGAUUUCAUGUAAACUCUUGAGUAGAGGAGGAAGAAGGGCGAACCUCUCCAGACUUUUCUUAAAUAAGCCUUGUCUCUUCUAUGAUAAUCAAGGUUCAUGCUUGAUUUAAAGAAAUGGCUUCCAGAAGCUGGACAAGAUUAAAGAUUCCAAUAGACAAAGUAAUCAGCUGGAAGAGCUCACGGGGAAGAUGAGAGAGUGCAAAGGUUUGAUAAAAGAAUUUGAUCGUGAAAUUAAAGAUGAAGAGGGCAGAAAUACCCCAGAAGUGAACAAACAACUAAAUGAUGAAAAGCAAUCAAUGAUCAAGGAACUAAACUCAUAUGUUGCAUUGAGAAAAACGUACAUGAGUACCAUUGGCAAUAAGAAAGCUGAACUUUUUGACACGGGAGCAGGACCAAGUGAACCCAUGGCUGAAGAAAAUGUUCAAUUGGCAUCAAAAAUGUCAAAUCAAGAACUUAUCAAUACUGGGAUGAAAACGAUGGAUGAAACUGAUCAGGCUAUAGAAAGAUCUAAGCAGGUUGUACAUCAAACAAUUGAAGUAGGUACCUCAACUGCCACCACCUUGAAAGGCCAAACUGACCAGAUGGGUCGUAUUGUUAACGAGCUUGAUUCAAUUCAGUUCUCAAUUAAGAAAGCCUCCCAGCUUGUGAAAGAGAUUGGAAGAAAGGUAGCUACCGAUAAGUGCAUCAUGCUUUUUCUGUUCCUUAUUGUGUGCGGUGUAGUUGCCAUCAUUGUUGUAAAGAUUGUGAAUCCACACAACAAAGAUAUUAGAGAUAUCCCAGGAUUGGCGCCUCCUGUUCCAACCAGGAGGCUUUUGUAUGUUAGAACUGAAAAACAUUUUGAUUAAUUCUUAUAUCUUACAAGAGUUUUCUCCGUCCUCAUGCCAUCACCUUGAGUCUUUGUUAUCUUGGAUGACAUGAAAGUUGAAGUAAUGUUUUAUCAGGGCAUCUUUCGGAAAUCAUCAAUCAAUUUUAAAUUAAAAUUUUUCAUGCCUGAGCUGUGUAUAUCCCUGUAUGUGGUUCUAUGUAUAUCAAUCACACUGAGCGUCGUUUGCUUUUUUUAGUGCCUUGUUGCUCUGUAACAUUUUAAACAUUGUUGGUCUAGAAUGAAUAUAGUACUGUAUUAUGGGACCUAUGCUUUACAAGUCCCAUUCAAAUGAGGCUUUUCCCUCCUUUUUUUUAUUUAAUUUUUUUUUUAAUUUGAUGUAUGUAAUCAUUCAAGCAUAUACAUCAAUUAGGUUUUGAUGCAUCGGGUGUAUAAAAUUAUAUCCAUUAUUGUUUUAAUAUGAAACUUUGCUAUCUCAUUUUGAUAUAAAUAGAAAUAUGGGAUUUAAAUAUUAUAAGUAUUUGAAAAUCAAUUUGAGACACCUAAAUUUGAUAAUUCUUUUUGUAGAAAUAGACUUUAUAUUUUUUGAAAUGAUGAAGAAUUACAUAGGCUCUGUAUACAGAAUACAGAGGGCAUAAAUUUAAACAAAAAUCUAGCCUAAAAAUCAGUUAG
This is a messenger RNA of Vicia villosa (hairy vetch), 1919 nucleotides long. Its product is annotated as novel plant SNARE 13-like. Bases 613 to 1269 code for a protein of 218 amino acids. Lineage: Eukaryota; Viridiplantae; Streptophyta; Magnoliopsida; Fabales; Fabaceae. The record is from RefSeq and is a predicted model, not a curated record. Gene Ontology annotation, biological process: retrograde vesicle-mediated transport, Golgi to endoplasmic reticulum; vesicle fusion. Gene Ontology annotation, molecular function: SNAP receptor activity; SNARE binding. Gene Ontology annotation, cellular component: SNARE complex; endoplasmic reticulum membrane; ER to Golgi transport vesicle membrane. The transcript has 11 exons.